CUCAUAUAUCAUCUGCAAUCAUAGAAAAUGGGUCGCGAACUCCAAAAGAAGAAGAAUAGAUCUGGAAAUAAUAAGAUCAAGCACAAGCCAAAGUCUAAGCGUAUCAAUCCUUUAGGCAAUGCAAUCGUCGCUGCAAACUGGAGACAAGAUGAAACUCUUACACAAAAUUACCGCCGCCUUGGCUUAACUAGUCGUCUCAAUACCGUUACUGGUGGUAUCGAGAAGAAGACUGCAGGCUCCGAAUCAAAAACCUCCACUGCAAACAAGCUCGCCAUCUCAAAUGCAAUUCCAAAGAACUUUGCACCAACUGAAGCGCGAGUCGAGAGAGACCCAGAGACUGGAAAGAUUAUCAGGGUCAUUCACGAUGAGAAGAAAUCAAAUCCAUUGAACGAUAUUCUGAACUCAGAUGACGAGGAUGGAGAGGGUUUCGAAGGUUUCGGUGAUGAGGAGGGUUCCGCAUCAAAAAACGAGAUUGUAAAGAUGUUGGAGGAACAAGCCUCAAGAGCAGGCGAGAAAAGAGAGAGGCAACAAAGUGAGAGGGAGAAAGAGUGGAUUGAGAAGUUGGUCAAGAGAUGGGGAGAGAACUACGGAGCCAUGGUUAGGGAUAGAAGAUUGAAUCCCAUGCAACAGACGGAAUCGGACAUCAGAAGACGAGUUCAAAAGUGGAAGGAUGCUGGCGGUGUUGUUACUACCGAAGCAUGA
Botrytis fragariae is the source of this 702-nucleotide messenger RNA. Its product is annotated as putative 66s preribosome component nop16 protein. Gene Ontology annotation, cellular component: nucleolus. The record is from RefSeq and is a predicted model, not a curated record. The transcript has 2 exons. Bases 28 to 702 code for a protein of 224 amino acids. Gene Ontology annotation, biological process: ribosomal large subunit biogenesis. Lineage: Eukaryota; Fungi; Ascomycota; Leotiomycetes; Helotiales; Sclerotiniaceae.